This is a messenger RNA of Linum trigynum, 2442 nucleotides long. The record is from the annotation of a GenBank genome assembly. Lineage: Eukaryota; Viridiplantae; Streptophyta; Magnoliopsida; Malpighiales; Linaceae.
CCUACACAAAACAAAAACCCCCCUUUCUCCCCUCUGCUCUGUUCUGUAUAUAAGAAAACCAGAGGACCUCCUUCCUCCUUCCAUUCACAGGACAGGGCAACCCCCUCCAUUUUUACUUACUUAAAAUUACCCCAAAAAACUCCCUCCUUUUCCACCCCACUGCAAUUUCCCCAAUACCCACCAAUUCAUAUUAUUGAAUACAUUGGUGAUGAUGGAGGCUACAGGUCGUCGUGGUACAAAGUACAGAAGCCAGCAGGUGGCGCCAGUUUUGUCCUCCUCCACCUCCCUCAUUGUCAUUACCAUCUUCUUCUUCUUCUUCUCCUCCUCUCUGUUUCUCGCCACAGCCGAGUCCUCGUCACCACACCACAGCAGCAUCAGCGACAACAACAACCACCUCGACGAUGUUCGGUACAAUGUGACGAGGCUGAAAGGGAGGAAGCAGACCAGCGGCGGCUGCAAUUUGUUCCAGGGGAGAUGGGUCGCCGACAGCUCCUACCCUCUGUACGACUCGGCGGCCUGCCCUUUUGUGGACGACGAGUUUGAUUGCCAGAAGUUCGGCCGCCCUGAUACCCAGUACCUCAAGUACUCUUGGCAGCCCGACUCCUGCAACCUGCCCAGGUUCGAUGGCGGGGAUUUCCUGGAGAGGUGGAGGGGGAAGAAGCUGAUGUUCGUGGGUGACUCGCUGAGCCUCAACAUGUGGGAAUCGCUGUCUUGCAUGAUUCAUGCCUCGCUGCCUAAUGCGAGGACCAAAUACGUCAGGGGGACGCUCGCUUAUGUCAAUUUUGUGGAUUACGGGGUGACACUGUACAUGUACCGGACGCCGUACUUGGUGGACAUAAUCCAAGAAAAUGUCGGAAGGGUACUGACGUUGGAUUCCAUUAGAGCAGGGAAUGCAUGGAAAGGGAUGGACGUGCUCGUCUUCAACUCCUGGCAUUGGUGGACUCACACCGGCGCCAAAUCUCAAGGGUGGGACUACAUCAGAGACGGAUCGUCGCUAUCCAAAGACAUGAACAGGCUAGAUGCAUUCAACAAAGGUUUGAAUACAUGGGCUAGAUGGGUGGACAACAAUGUCGACCCUGCCAAGACCAAGGUCUUCUUCCAAGGGAUCUCCCCCACCCAUUAUCAAGGCCAGGAGUGGAAUCAACCAAAGAGGACUUGUAGUGGAGAAGCAGAGCCCUUAUCCGGGUCAAUUUAUCCCGCCGGUUCACCUCCAGCUGCUGCAAUUGUGAACAAAGUGUUGAUGACAAUGAAGAAACAAGUGUAUCUACUAGACAUAACGACUUUGUCGCAGUUGAGGAAAGAUGCUCACCCUGCUGCUUAUGGUGGUGGUGGAGGCACAGAUUGCAGCCACUGGUGCUUGCCUGGACUGCCUGAUACCUGGAACCAGCUCCUUUAUGCAGCUCUCAUCAUGUGAUCAUAAACACAACAGUAGAACUUAGUCUUCUCCUAAUAGUUUUUGGUUUGCCUUCAUCAUUCAUCUCUCCACCGUCGCAUAUCCCUCGUAUUAAGCAUACGGGGUUGCGUCAAUAAGGAGUAUAGUUUGAUUUGCAAAGUGAUUGGUUUCCUAAAGACAAUAAUUUGUCAAUAGAUAGGUAAUGAUUGAAAAGUGCUGAUAACAUCUGUAAUCACAUAAGUGAUAAUGGUUAGAAGUGAGAAUUGAAAGUCUGUAAAAGAUGAUGUUUGGUUGUAAUGUGUCAUAUACCUUGCCUGAAGGCCACAGGGAGACUGCAGUAAGCUCUAAUAAGUUUGUCCCAAAGUGUUAUAUAAUAGCAAUGCAUUCUCAAUAACAUUCUUCUCAGCUACCAAUUCGUCAAAUUGACUACCAUUAGUAGAUAAUAGAAGACUAAAGGUUCCAAUUCAGCAGUCCUAAUGUAGUUCUUAAGAAACUAAAUUAAUGGGUCAUCUAACGAGAGAACCAAUAUAAUCAUAGUGCAUAGAAAAAUCGUUAAAACUGAUGAAACCGUCAAGAGAGAAUACAGCACAUAAGAAUACAAGCAGGAACAGACUACAGAUGGUCCAAGCUAGUCUUCGGAAAAGCUGAUAGAAGUUGGGGUAUUUUACAAGAAAACUAAACCAGGUCAACAACAAGAGGAUGCUAACCUCGAAGAAACCUUGGAAAGGGAAAGGAAAAACUAGUAGCCAACAUAAACAGCAGCAUUCACAAUGUAGCAGUCAUCAUUCUUAUCACCCAUUUCUUCUACAUGUACACCACUUGAGCAUAUCAGUCCACCAUCAACGACUUCAACACUCACAAUCUUCCCACUGCAAUUUUAAACAAGGGAAAACUUAUAAGAAUAACAAAAGCAGGAAUACUCUCUAUACCCUCUUGACUACUCAUAUAGCUCGAUCAUUAAACCCAAGUUAUCAGGGCAGCACAAAGUUCCUCGAGAAAGCUCAAACAAGUUCAGCUCUAAUCUCCUGAUAUAAAAUCAAGCAUGGUGU